Mizuhopecten yessoensis (Yesso scallop) is the source of this 4843-nucleotide messenger RNA. Its product is annotated as baculoviral IAP repeat-containing protein 3-like. The record is from RefSeq and is a predicted model, not a curated record. Gene Ontology annotation, biological process: regulation of cell cycle. Gene Ontology annotation, cellular component: nucleus; cytoplasm; spindle microtubule. Bases 110 to 1645 code for a protein of 511 amino acids. NCBI's taxonomy places the organism in Eukaryota, Metazoa, Mollusca, Bivalvia, Pectinida, Pectinidae. The transcript has 12 exons.
GUCUAUAUAAGAUGGCAGCUGGGCGUUCCUGCAUGUAGCUCACGGUGCGUUGUGACGCUAUUUCUGACCUAUAGACGAGAAUAUUUCAUCUUUACAAAGUUUGUACAACAUGGCAGACAGUCGAAUCCCUUUGGAAGAUAAUCAGUGCCUAUCUUUGAAAAAUGACAAAGCAGUAGCAACGACUUUGAUAAUACAACUAUUGAAUGAGUUAGAAACCAGAAUGGAUUCAACCCAAAAACCAACAUUAGCACGUUUGAAAACGACAUUAACGAAACAAAUAUUCUGUACAGAAGUUUGCAUUAAAAAUGCUCAAGAUCUGAGAGAUCUUUUCAAGAUUUUUAGGGAUUUUCACGGGUGCGUGUUGACAGCGCUGGUGUGUUUUUGUGGUCAUUUUAUCGAAACAGAUCCACGAUAUACCACAGUUAUACAGUCUUAUUAUAUACUUAUCAAGAAGUUUAUGCCAGGGCAAGAAGUCUCUAUCAUUUGGAAAAGAAGGUUCCCAGCGGUGAUACAGAAAUCAGAAUCGAUGCAGGAUGGGAGUCAAACUUGCAUUGACACAUUCAGCAAGUAUCAAGCACGAAAUGACAGCUUUCUUUACAUGAUAUUUACCCAUGACAAGAACAUAGACACUUUGAGUGCAUCUGGGUUUUACGCUACUGGAGAUAAGGAUGAGGUGCGAUGCUACAAUUGUAAUAUUUUCCGAAGAAUUUGGAAACCUGCAGAUGACCCCUUGACAAACCAUGUCCACUCUCAUCCCGAUUGUCCCUAUCGGAAGACGGAAAAGAAUCAAGAAAAGGUUUCAUCGCUUAAUCAAACCACUGCCAAACGCAGAAUGGAUAUUGGUCAGGCAGAAGCUAAAACGGGUCAAAAGCGAAUUAAACAACCACCAGUCACCAAGUACUUUCCUAGAGUGAAGAAAACCAGAAGAAAGGUUAAUAAGCAAAAGAAAGCAAACACGUUUUUGAGUAGGAGGAAGUUGUCCGAGAAUAUAAGAAAAAGAAGACAGAAUAUGCGAACGUUUUACAAAUUCAAUUUUUAUAAAGCGAAUCUGGAUAUGAAAGAGUCCUUACCUAGAGUAAUUCGCCACAACCAUGAACAAUCGGCUGCCACUGCUAUUCGCUCUGAUCACAGUUCGGGAGUCAUUGGCGAUGAACGUUCUCUCUCUGCACUGAAACAUUCCCAGGCAAGUUUCGAAGAAGAGGAGAACUUCAACGAGACAAUGCUGGUUUCUCCAACAAAAGAAAAAGAAACAUGUAUCGUUCGUAAUUCUGACAGGGACUUGGAAAUCAGAACACGACUUGACCAAAAAGGUGAGUUAAAUAGCAUUGAAGAUGCGGAGAAAGCCCGACUUAUGGAUACAAACGAUGUCGGGACCAAUGAUGUUGUAAAUGGCAGGACUGAUGAAACAUUUUCCGGAGACAGGGACAAAAAAAUCACCACUGAUCCAACUUUCAACAUAUUACAACAGGAAAACGGACGUCUAAAUGAACAGUUUAAAUGCAAGAUAUGUCAAAAGGAAAAGAUUUGGUUUGUUUUCAUCCCAUGUGGACACCUCGUCGCUUGUAUCCAGUGUGGGGAGAGAGCAGUGAAGUGUAUUGACUGUAAGUUGAUCAUUCGGGAAAAACGGAAAAUCUAUCUUGUCUAGAUGGGUGAUUUGAUUACCUCUAGUCUUACAGGUAGUAUGUAGACAGAGCCAAAAUGUGUUUUCUUGGUAACAUAAACACUUAAAUGACAAUGAGAACAAAAACACAGAUUGAUAAAAAGGUAAUGGGGGAAAAAAAUGUUAAUUAGAUAAUACCAUUUGUUCGUGUCCAUGGUACAAUACUUCGACAAAUCUUUUGAGUUAUCAGAGCCCAAUUAUGACGUGACGUCAAUUUUAAAUCAUAUUGGAAAUUUCCAAAUUAUUCCUUUUUUAACGUUGGUUGCCUGGACGGAACAGUAACCAUAGAGAAUGGCACGGUACUGUGAUCGUCAAUAUAGUUGUUUCACAAAUCCUUAAAGAAAAAAACGAUAAAAUGAAUUUUAACUUUGUUGUUUUGCAAGGAAAUAGGAGUAUUGAAAUGGAUUUCAAUUCAUUUAGUAAUGUUCAUACGUUGGCUUGAUUUCAAUGUGAACAUCACUAUAGACACUUGAACACUUAACAUAGAUUUGUAGGGAAUAUGGAAGAGAGUGUUUAUUGUGAAUAUGACUAUUAGCACACCUGUUAGUUAACAUGCUGAUUGAUAUUAUGGGCGACCAAUGUGGUUAUCAAUAAAGUAUAAAUAUUAUUUUGCUGUGAAAGUAAUGUUAGUUAAGGUAAUGAAGUUUAUCAAAUACACGUCUGUUUCUAAGUAAAGUUAAGUUAAGGGACAUCAGGUUGUCGCCUAGACCUUUAACAAGAUAUGGUUUUUGAGUCAAUUUCAACUAAAAUGUCAUUAUCAUCACCGUUGAAAAAAACACCACCAACAACCUAAAUAUAUCUUGUCUACAUUUCGUGCUGUCAUCUAGUCAACCAGUUUGCAUUUUUCAAAAUAAGUUUAAGCUUUAGAAGUAGAUAAUGUGUGAUACAUGUAAGUCAUGCUAUGAUAGUUGCUAUUUGCAUUUAUGUUUCAAGACUAUACAGUUUUUAGCUUUAAGACGCACGAUAUAUAUAUAUUAUUUGUGUGGAUCAUUUAUGUAUGGAAAUAUGAUCUCGGAGUUAUAAUAUAACUUUUUAAUUUUAAAGUAACAGUAACCAUUGAUUCGAAUCUAAUUUCAUUUCUUUACCUUUGAUAUAAAAUAAACUGUCAUUUGACUCGAAUUCGUUCAGAAUUAAAAAAGAAAUGGUGGGAACGGUACGGUUCCAAUAUUUGUGUUGUUUAUUUGUGGUUAAUGAGCUAAUAUUUGUAAAUCAGACGUGUUUUGUUGUCAAAGAGGCACACUUACCAAGAUUUUAGUCGCUAAACACUAUAUAUAUGUGUAUCACUACGGAAUAAAUCAGCAUUCAACAACAGUGCUUAUUUAUGAGAUAAAGGCAAAAAGGUUGUUUUUUAUAGAGCACACUAGAAUGUGUCCGUAGGAUUUGAGCUUUGAAAAGAAAAGUGCGAAUUCAAAAUGACAUAACAAUGUUGAAGCCCUUUCCAGCAUACUUUGCGCGUAAACCUUUAUAAAGAAAUAUUUCAUCUGGUUUGAAUACUAUUGUGAAUAUCUGUACAUUUAUUGUUAGUUUAUAUAUAUCUUUUUUCAAUUUCUUCACAUUUAUAAUGCAUCUCUAUACACUUGUUGAGAAUUUCUAUACAUUCAGUUUUGGUAAGGGCAAAGUUAAAUGGUUCUGUUAAAAUGAUCUCAAAUUGAACUUCAGAGUCUAGAUUCUCAACAGAUUUUGAAAAUAUUUCUCCAUAUGAGUUUCUAUGUACAUGUAAGUUAAAUGUAAAUUUUAGCUUUCGAUUCAAAAUUAUACGAUCAAAAUAGAAAGAAGGAGUUUGAUAAUCCUUGUUUAUGAUUACAGUAGUGUUUAUAUUCACAAUAAAUUAAAAACGUUAUGUCUUAACUCUAUGAAUUGCAUCUAUAAAUUAUCAUAUUUAUGUAUGUGUGUAUGUGAUAGAUAAAGGCUACUGUAAACAAGGCAAAUAAAUUAAAGAUUUUUCAUGCAUUUAUAAGACCAAUGAUGAUGAAUUUUUGAUGUAUUUUCCCUUGAUAAUAGUUUAAAUUGAAACAUUAUUUGUAUAAAAACCUUAUUUAGCAGUUUUUACUGUGGUUUGGAUAUGGCUAAACGUUAACAUGCCUGCUAGAUCAAUUAAUUUUGUCAAUAUGGGCCAAGGCACACUUUACAUAUAGCAUGAUAUUAUUUUCUCAGAAUAUGGUAUCACUUCAAAAAGUGUUAAACUAACAAACGCAUCAUCAUAUAUGUUUGUGAACAAUGAAUACUCAUGAAUAUGUAUAAUUCAUAUGCCAAAUAAUGAAACUUAUUUUUUAUUCGUUCCUUGAGUGAUGUUUAAGUAUUGAUUUUAAUGCAAACUCCAUUUCUGUUUCUUUUUUACACAGACUGUUGUUCAAUAUGGUGUCUUUAUAAUGUUUGCGCCAAGUCUGAAGUAUGUAAUUUUAAUAAAACUAUAUGUCAUGGCUCUCACAGACAAAAAAAAUGGCUGCCACAUAAGGUUUUGAUAUAAACAAUAUACUGUAGACACUUGAUGAAUGGUUAUGUUGUUGAUAAAUAUUAUUUUACAUUACAUUCCUUUACAGGUUUAGUGAUUUAAUCUGAUAUACUCUUUCAAGUGCAGAUGUGUUCAUGUAAAAGGUGCAAUUUUAUCCACUUGAUAAAAGUUUUGUCAGGUCAAAAAACAAUAUUAUGCAAUAAAUGAAUAAUAAUAUAUUUAUUUCUUCAUCUCGCCUGAAAAUUUAAAACGAAGAACAAUUAUAAUAGCCUGAAAACAUUAUUGGGACAGUUCAUAGGAGUGAGUCGCAAUGAGUGUUUAGGACAGAUAUUAUGGACAAACAAAAAAAUUGUCUCAGAAAUCCUAGUGCGACCCUAUACAUUUUAAAACAUACUACGUUAAUAAGAGUACUAAAGUGUUAUGUAAAGAUAGUAAUCAUGAAAAAGUAAUUACAAAUGUACACUGACUGUAUUUAGAAAUAUAUAAGCAUUUCUCUAAAAAGUUACACAUUUCUGUGUGUGAAGGUAUUUAACUUUCUUUUAUCUCUGGCGUAGACAUUUAAACACUUGACACACACCAUAUGAUAAACAUGUCUAUGCAUUUUAAAAUUAAAUCAAAGACUGGUGAUCUUUACAUGUUGUUGUUACUUGUUUUUUUUUAUACAUAUAUCAUAUACAUGUUAAAUUAACCGUAUGAAAGCACCUUCACGUAGAAGACGCUAGAAUAUAAAU